UAUUUUCAACUAUAAUUUGAUUCACGCGCAUCACAUUCAUUGUGACGUCAUUUUUGAUUAGAACACGAUGAUGACGUUAUUGAUAUUUCAUACGGAAUUGUGACGUCACCACCCUACAUCUGGCCUUGCAAAAAGCAUAUUAAAGCCAAUAAUAUUGUUUUUUUCUGGGCCAAAUUAGCUUUAAAAUGCCACACAAUGUGGAUAGGGAAGGAGUUGAAAAUGCAUACGAAAAUGUGCGUAAUGACACCUCGAAGGAGACUUGGGCAUUGUUUGGCUACAGUGACAAUGAACAAAUAGUUCACCUCAAAUCUGGUGUAGACUACUGUGACUUUUUAGGUGCAUUUGCUGAUGAUCAACGGCUGUACGGAUUUGCACGGAUUGAGACUGGUGACGAGAUGAGUAAGCGGGCAAAGUUUGUGUUCAUAACAUGGAUUGGCGAUAACGUAUCUCCGCUCAAAAAGGCUAAAGUUAGCACGGACAAGGGAAAUGUCAAACACUACAUAAUGAAUUUUGCAAUAGAAGUUUUAACUAGUGACGUGAAUGAUCUAAAGUAUGAAACACUUCAAAGCCAAGUAGAUAAGGUCGGUGGUGCUCACUAUGGAACUGGCAAGUAACUACACAGGGAUUCCACAUACAUUUUYUGGCAUUAUCAUCAAAACAUUUGCGGGGAACAAUGCAAUGAGUCAGUGSUUAGGAUGCCUGAGAACGGAUGCCUGAGAACGAUUGUCUGGAUUCGUUAACUAUCAGUGCACCGAAGUUUACAUUUGCGGCCAGCAUGGACCGAUUUUGCAUACAGAAAAAUCUUUGCUAACUUAAUUUGAUCAAGCUUGCUUCAGCUAAAUAAAGCUUCC
Exaiptasia diaphana is the source of this 851-nucleotide messenger RNA. RefSeq names its product coactosin-like protein. Gene Ontology annotation, cellular component: cortical actin cytoskeleton; actin filament; site of polarized growth. The transcript has 4 exons. Gene Ontology annotation, molecular function: actin filament binding. Gene Ontology annotation, biological process: regulation of actin filament polymerization. The coding region runs from base 186 to 614 and encodes 142 amino acids. The record is from RefSeq and is a predicted model, not a curated record. Lineage: Eukaryota; Metazoa; Cnidaria; Anthozoa; Actiniaria; Aiptasiidae.